Molecule: messenger RNA, 684 nt
Organism: Cetraspora pellucida
Lineage: Eukaryota; Fungi; Glomeromycota; Glomeromycetes; Diversisporales; Gigasporaceae
Source: the annotation of a GenBank genome assembly
AUGUAUUUCAUGAAUCAAACAUGAGUGCAAAAUCGUUGAUUAAAAAGAAAGCAUCAGUUGACAAAAAAUGCCGGUUGAUCGUUCGUAAUAUUCCAUGGGAGUAUCAAGAAUCAGAGCUUUUAAAAAUUUUCUCUGUUCAUGGAAAAGUAGUUGAAGUAAACUUACCGCGUAAAUAUCCAAAUGGUCCUUUGCGCGGAUUUGCCUAUAUACAGUAUAAAAACAUUGAAGAAGCUGAAAAGGCAAUCAAUACAAUGAAUGAAACCAAACAUCAUGGUCGGACUAUUGCUGUGGAUUGGUCAUUACCUAAGGACAAGUACUUGGAAGCUUUGAAAUCUCAACAAGGCAAGCAUUUUUGUGAACAAAACAAUGAUUAUCAUAUCGAUUCUUAUAUUGAAGGACCUGCGGAGGAAUCGAAUGAAAAUGAAACAGAUGAAGGUGAUAAUGGCUUUUACGAAAACAGUAUGAUGGAUAUUGAUCAUGAUGAAAGUGAAGUUGACAGCAUUGAAGAUAGCAGUAAAGAUAUCGAUCAUAAUGAUGAGGGUGAAGUUGACAGCGUUGAAAACAACAGUAAAAAUAACUAUUCGGUCAAAAAGAAAAUUCAUACGUUAUCAGAAGAUGCAGUCUUAUUUGUCCGCAAUCUUUCUUUUGAAGCCACUGAAGAAGAGUUGAGUGACAUGUUAGUUG